GCCCCUCUGCGUCCGUACGAGCCCGAAGCUCCGGGGCCCGCCUCUUUACGUGCUCUGGGCUUGGCUGCCGAGGGGUCCAGGUGCAGCAGCGGGCAGGGGCUGGAGGGCGCCCUGUGCCGGCUGCUUCCCUACCCGGCUCGCAGCCUGACGGGGCCGCACAUCCGGCCCGGGACCGCGACGGAGCAGCGCGGGCUGGGCCGGGGAGGCGUGGCCACAGCCCCGGCGCCCGUGGGCCGGGACCGCUCGGCCGCCUCCUGCCCGGCAGGCGGCGCGGAGCCGGGCCCAGAGAAGAGGACUGGAGGCCUGGGUUCUCCAAAAAGCGAGGCUGGGAGUGGAUUGCUUUAUCCUCGAAAGAGGAAGGUCCUGGAGGUCCGGACUCCUAUGUUCUCGGAGGAGAGCGGCUGAGGACCAUGUCGCCUGAAGAAUGGACUUAUCUAGUGGUUCUUCUUAUCUCCAUCCCCAUCGGCUUCCUCUUUAAGAAAGCUGGACCUGGGCUGAAGAGAUGGGGGGCAGCAGGUGUGGGCCUGGGGCUCACCUUGUUCACCUGUGGCCCCCACACUUUGCAUUCCCUGAUCACCAUCCUUGGGACCUGGGCCCUCAUUCAGGCACAGCCCUGCUCCUGCCACGCGCUGGCCCUCGCCUGGACCUUCUCGUACCUCCUGUUCUUCCGCGCGCUCAGCCUGCUGGGCCUGCCCACCCCCACGCCCUUCACCAAUGCCGUCCAGCUGCUGCUGACACUGAAGCUGGUGAGUCUGGCCAGUGAAGUUCAGGACCUGCACUUGGCCCAGAGGAAGGAAAUGGCCUCAGGUUUCAGCAAGGGGCCCACCCUGGGGCUGCUGCCUGACGUUCCCUCUCUGAUGGAGACGCUCAGCUACAGCUACUGCUACGUGGGAAUCCUGACAGGCCCGUUCUUCCGCUACCGCACGUACCUGGACUGGCUGGAGCAGCCCUUCCCGGGGGCCGUGCCCAGCCUGCGGCCCCUCCUGCGCCGCGCCUGGCCGGCCCCGCUCUUCGGCCUGCUCUUCCUGCUGUCCUCACACCUCUUCCCGCUGGAGGCCGUGCGCGAGGACGCCUUCUACGCCCGCCCGCUGCCUGCCCGCCUCUUCUACAUGAUCCCCGUCUUCUUCGCCUUCCGCAUGCGCUUCUACGUGGCCUGGAUUGCCGCCGAGUGCGGCUGCAUUGCUGCCGGCUUCGGGGCCUACCCCGUGGCCGCCAAAGCCCGGGCCGGGGGCGGCCCCACCCUCCAAUGCCCACCCCCCAGCAGUCCGGAGAAGGCGGCCUCCGUGGAGUACGACUAUGAGACCAUCCGCAACAUCGACUGCUACGGCACUGACUUCUGCGUGCGGGUGCGGGAUGGCAUGCGGUACUGGAACAUGACGGUGCAGUGGUGGCUGGCGCAGUACGUCUACAAGAGCGCACCUGCUCGCUCCUAUGUCCUAAGGAGCGCCUGGACCAUGUUGCUGAGCGCCUACUGGCACGGCCUGCACCCUGGCUACUACCUAAGCUUCCUGACCAUCCCGCUGUGCCUGGCGGCCGAGGCCCGGCUGGAGUCGGCCCUGCGCGGGAGGCUCAGUCCCGGGGGCCAGAAGGCGUGGGACUGGGUGCACUGGUUCCUGAAGAUGCGCGCCUACGACUACAUGUGCAUGGGCUUCGUGCUGCUGUCCCUGGGCGACACCAUCCGGUACUGGGCCUCCGUCUACUUCUGCAUGCACAUCCUGGCCUUGGCCGCGCUGCUGCUGGGGCUGGUUCUGGGCGGGGGCGGCCCCGGCCGGAGGAAGGCCGCGCCCGCCCCCUCGGCCGCCAGACUGGCCCCAGAAAAGCUCCGGGAGGAAUAGGCUGCCGCGACGCUCUUUGCCAGUCUGUCCAGCCACCAAGCUUUUUGCCUGGGAAUCCUGUGACCCCGGCCGCUGUCCCCUUUCCCAGAAAGAUUGCCCGACUGGCCAGGGGCCCGGAGAGGAUUCCCAUCUCCUCGGCCGUGCCCUGCGCCCGACGGAGCCCGGCUGCGGCCCUCUGCUUCCCCGCCCUCUGCCCGGAGGGCUCUGGAAGGGCCGCGCGCCCUCUCCCCGCCGGAGGUCGCAGGGCCACGUCUUCUGGUGCAGAUGCGUGUGUGGCUCCAGGGCGUGGGGUAGGAGCUUCUGGCAGCGGGGACCCGCCUCCCUGUGGCUUUCAUCCCGCUCUGACCAGUGUUUCAGACCCGGAAGGAAACAUAACCCUCCCGUUUCAUAGAGGGGAAACUGAGGCACGAAGGAGCAGGCCUGUGGACAUUUUUGCAGCUUUCAUCUGAGCCACCUCAGGGUCCCAGCGCACCUGUCACUCUCUUGUCGUUCUCUGGCCUGAGACACGGUCAGAAUGUGUGAGCCUCCCCCAAUAAAGUGUUUCGCAAAGAC
Messenger RNA from Hyaena hyaena (striped hyena), 2387 nucleotides. RefSeq names its product membrane bound O-acyltransferase domain containing 7 (gene MBOAT7). Gene Ontology annotation, biological process: lipid modification; phosphatidylinositol biosynthetic process. Gene Ontology annotation, cellular component: membrane; mitochondria-associated endoplasmic reticulum membrane contact site. The transcript is spliced from 9 exons. The coding region runs from base 411 to 1835 and encodes 474 amino acids. NCBI's taxonomy places the organism in Eukaryota, Metazoa, Chordata, Mammalia, Carnivora, Hyaenidae. Gene Ontology annotation, molecular function: lysophospholipid acyltransferase activity. The record is from RefSeq and is a predicted model, not a curated record.